This is a messenger RNA of Drosophila santomea, 605 nucleotides long. RefSeq lists its product as uncharacterized. The transcript has a single exon. NCBI's taxonomy places the organism in Eukaryota, Metazoa, Arthropoda, Insecta, Diptera, Drosophilidae. Bases 1 to 366 code for a protein of 121 amino acids. The record is from RefSeq and is a predicted model, not a curated record.
AUGUUUUACUACUGCUGCUGCCGCCAGCAGUUUGUGGUGAUCCUCAUCUGCCUGCUCUACAUCCUGCUCGUGCUCGCCUUCUUCGUCAACGUUUUCAUUGCGGAUCGCAACAUGCACGCGAAUCUAAUGAUGAGGAACGGACGGCACGGGGUUCACGGCGGAGGUGGAGGAGUCCCUCCGCCAGCAGGCAUGCAUCCGGGUCACCACAAUCCGUACGACAUGCAUGGCUACAACCACUACAGCAACUACCAUCCGCAAGUGGAUUCCAAGCAGCAGCAGGAGUUGGCCAAGAAGACGCCGCAGCAGCAGGCCGAGCAGGACAUUUACUACUAUUUCAAUCACGUAUUCAGGCGGCGCCGGCGAUGAUGGGAGUCUCAUCCCAACAACACCCAAAAUUUAAAUCUUUAGUGCAUUAACUUAUACUGCAUCAACUACAUACAUAGAUAUAUAAAUACUAUAUAUAGCAAAGCAGCGGAUUAUGUAAAAAGAGAAGGGAAAUUGAUUAAUUAAUUUUAAAUUUAUUAGUAAUCCAACCAAGAACCAACAAUCCGAUAUCCAUCUUAUUAAAUAAACGAAGCCACAGCAGAGUUAUGAGAAAUCAGCAA